AAAAUAUUGCGAAAACCAUUACACAAAAGAUUUUAUAAUUGUUGAAAUCAGUUGGAGUUAGGUCUUAGCAACGACAUGAGUAUUUGGCUGAUUUUCAGUCUGUUCUGUGUGGCUGCUAACUGCGCCACUGCAGGAUUAGCUAAUGACACGAAAAUUGUUCCUUCGAGGCUUCGACCUCUGUACACCUCAAGGAUAUCCAAUGGAAUAGCAGCCACUGCAGAUCAGUUUCCUUUCUACGUUUACAUGAUGUCGCAGGGGGUAGGGCAAUCAUCAUCAUGUGGUGGGUCGGUGAUCUCACCACUAUGGGUCCUGACGGCAGCUCACUGCACCUAUAACUAUCUAUCGGUGGAUAUGUACUUUGGAUCGACUGACGUCUAUGAGAUGACUGAAAUUAUAACUUCAACCUACUGGCAUGAACACGAGCAGUACAACCCAAGCAACUACAACAACGAUAUCUCGGUUAUUCAACUGCCUCAACCCCUGGCAUAUACACCCUCAAUUCAACCAAUAUCCUUGCUCACCUCUUCGGAAGCCGAAAACAGUUUCGACGGGCAAGCAGCAAUCGUCAUGGGAUUUGGAUACAUGUCCGACUCAGACCCAACUGAAUCCCCAGACUUAUUGUACACUAACGUGAUAGUAAUCGCGAACUCCUUGUGUACAAGUUACUAUGGAUCGAGUAUUGUAUCUGCAGGAACAAUGUGCGCGAAAGGAGCAUCUUCGAGUACCCAGAGUAUUUGCAGCGGAGAUUCAGGUGGUCCAAUGGUCAUCUCAGACGGAUCAGGAGGAUACACACAAAUUGGUAUUAACUCUUUUGUGUCGACUACAGGAUGUACGGUGGGAAUGCCAUCAGGAUAUGUUCGCCUGGGAUCAUAUCUAGAUUGGGUAUCUAAAUGGACUGGUAUAGCGUUACCGUGAAAUAUAUCUUUUGUAAUUUAAUCAAGA
This is a messenger RNA of Hermetia illucens (black soldier fly), 942 nucleotides long. Its product is annotated as collagenase-like. The transcript is spliced from 2 exons. Gene Ontology annotation, biological process: proteolysis. Lineage: Eukaryota; Metazoa; Arthropoda; Insecta; Diptera; Stratiomyidae. Gene Ontology annotation, molecular function: serine-type endopeptidase activity. Bases 76 to 915 code for a protein of 279 amino acids. The record is from RefSeq and is a predicted model, not a curated record.